AACUACGAUAGUGGGGAUACAGCACUACAGUAGUCGUGUCGCCGUUGUCUUAUUUUGCAGUGAAGUUUUCAGUUUGCUUUCAUAUACUUUCAUGCUUUCAUCUUUUCGUCGCCGCUACGGUUACAGUCACAGUAUCACGCAGUCUCACGAGUCUUUGGUAGCUUUCGCUCAUUUGCAAAAUGGCUGAUCACAGAGAACGAGACUCAUAUUAUUCGCAGACCGACCCGCGUUCAAAAAAUGAUGAUCCACCAAAUUCACGUUUGUUCGUUAUCUGCCACAAAAGUUUGGAAGAGGAAGAUCUCAGAAAAUCAUUUGACAAGUUCGGUAAAAUUGAGGAUAUUUGGGUUGUUAAAGACCGCAAUACGGGUGAAAAUAAAGGCGUCACUUAUAUUAAAUUUUCAAAAACAUCUGAAGCGGCGUUUGCCUUGGAAGAAAUGAAUGGAAAAAUGCUAGGAUCCAUUGGCCGUCCAAUUAAAGUUAUGAUUGCAUCUAACCGCGAUCAAGGAUCCGUACGAGAAACAAAUGAAGAAGAGAGAUGGGUGAGAUUAUUCUGCGUUCUACCAAAGUCAAUGACCGAUCACGAAUUACAACAGGAGUUUUCUAAAUUUGGACCGAUUGAGUAUGCGACUGUUGUCAAGGAUAGAAAUACAAAUGAAUCCAAGGGAUUCGGUUAUGUCAAGUUUAAAAAAGUAUCAAGCGCGGCACGAGCAUUUGAAGAGUGCGAUCGUAAAUACAAAGCAGUAUUUGCCGAGCCAAAAAAACCUAAACCGGAUCACUCUGAUUCAAAGUACAACAACAAUGGAUUAUCGAUGCAGUACGACAAUAUGAGCAAUAACUUCGGGUCAUCUAGCUUUGGUAAAAGUAGUAUCGGUCUGGAAAUUGCAACCAAUUAUCCUAAUCAAGAGGGUUACACUCGGCUGCAAGUGAUCGCACACCCGGCGUUAAAUCAAGACCAGCUUUGGAAGCUAUUUGACAUAGUGCCUGGUUUAGAUUAUUGUCAACUUAAGACAGAUAUGAGAUAUAGAGUACCACGCGGACAAGCGACCGUAGUUUACUCACAUCCAAACGCUGCGGCUUAUGCUCGCGAAAAGUUUCACGGGUUUGAGUAUCCACCAGGUCACAGGAUGAUCGUUAAGCCGGACAUGACUGGCGCACCAUCACAGAAAAGUUUAAAACCUGGUGGAUCUAAUAUUAGUGGACUGGGUCCAGCUAGAACAGACCUUGCUCAUCUAGCGGAAACAAUUGCCCAAGCUACAUCGUUAAUUCAAGCAGCUGGACUAACGGCACCAAGUUUGGAGCAUACAAUGACUAUGAAAUUACCACCAGUGCAGCCAAUGGCAAGUAUAGACGCAGAUGUUGAAAAAAGGUGUUUCAUUGUUUGUGGACCACCAGUGCCUCCAAUUUAUGCGAUGAAAGAUGCAUUUUGUAGAUUUGGAAAUCUUAUUGAUGUUUAUAUGUUGCCUGGUAAAAAUUGUGGCUAUGCAAAGUACGCAAGUGUUGAGAGUGCAAAUCGCGCUAUUGAGACACUGCACGGACAAGAGAUAUGUGGUUCUCGUUUGAAGGUGUUAGAGGCUGAAGAACGUAACGUUGGUGAUGAUCGCCGAAAACGUUUGAAAAUGGAUGAGGAACAGAAUUAACUAGAUGGAGUGUCACACUGACUGGUAACCCAUAAACACAAGCUGGACGCACGCAACAAUGAGACGAAUUUUAAGACUCACUUGACCACAUCGGGCCUGCAACUGAGGAAAACCCACUUCAACUAUCUAUAAAAAAUAAUAAUUACAACAACUGAUUGCUUACAAUUGCCACUUCAACAUUACCGAAAACAAUAACGUUACUCAACUUAAUAUUUAUUUUAUUUCUCCUUUCUUUGUUUUUUAAACUCAUAAUCUCCUCACAAUUGAUACACAUAUACAUCACAUUUAAUUGUUCAGUCACUUAUUUGGGUAUAGAGUAAAAAACUAUCGGCUUUUGAUACGUUAAGUAAAGUUUUGGACACUUUAAAGACAGAAAAAAAACAUCGUUAAUGUUUUUAUUGUAUUCCACGAUUCUUUAAUUACCUUUCUCUUAUGUCGAAAUUAAUUUAAAAAUAUCCACGAAUUGUAUGGUGUCCAAAACUAGUACUUUUACCCUAACAAUUGUGCGGGGACUGAUUUUAUUUCAGUACUUUUUAAGUUUGUGGCUGUGUUAAUAAUCAAUAUUGCUCACUUGUCGUUUUAAAUAAUUAAUUAAUAUACCGGUUGUGCUUUGGGAAAUAUUUAUUAAAAAUUUUUUAAUCCAAGAUGAAAAUUAAGAUGCUAUUAAACAAACAAACUAAAAUAGUUAUAAUUAUAAUAAUAUAAUUGACGUCCUACAUCUAUUUUUAUACAGAAAAUUAAAAAAAAAUUGCUAUGGACUAGUGCCGAAUACGGUUCGUAAGUGGAGGAAUAAUUAUUAACAAUUAUGAAAAGUUUACUUUGAAAUUUUUAUUUUCAUACUAAAAAAAAAUAAAC
Messenger RNA from Cotesia glomerata, 2492 nucleotides. RefSeq names its product RNA-binding protein 45. The transcript has 7 exons. The record is from RefSeq and is a predicted model, not a curated record. The coding region runs from base 180 to 1637 and encodes 485 amino acids. Lineage: Eukaryota; Metazoa; Arthropoda; Insecta; Hymenoptera; Braconidae. Gene Ontology annotation, molecular function: RNA binding.